AAUUCCUUCCUUGUAAUGAAGACAGCGUGAUAAUAAAGACAAGUCCCACAACUAUAGAAACACACCAUCGUCUUCCUACGAUUAGGGUUUUGUUUCUGGAUUCUUGAGUUGCCAGAACACCAGUAGCCUAAUGAGAUGAGAAACGAGUAAAAUAAAGCAAAUCCCAUCUCAAAGCCGCACAGAUUUUGCCUCUCCAACAUACGGGUUCGCUCAAAAUCUCAUCUUUUGAUUCAAAAAAAUCAUCAGAGCCUCAAACAUCUUCGCGGUUUUGGGUUUAGGGUUCAAGGAACAUUGCAGAUUUAUAAAGGGAAAUUGCUCUGAAAUAAUCAUCCUUUCAAUCGUCAUAUCUGAUUCCAGACACUCCGAUCCAUCAAAAACAUAUUUUUUCUUUCUCAAAUUUCCUUAAUUCUAGAGGAGAUGGCGAACAAGAGGCCAGAAUUUCAAGUGUACAACAGUAUGACGAAGCAAAAAGAGAUCUUUAAGCCCAUAGUUGAGGGCAAAGUCGGAAUGUAUGUUUGCGGCGUUACCUCUUACGACCUUAGUCAUAUUGGCCACGCGCGUGCCUACGUUGCCUUCGAUGUUCUCUACAGAUAUCUGAAAUAUUUGGGCUACGAGGUUGUUUAUGUGCGCAAUUUCACUGAUGUUGAUGACAAGAUUAUUCGUAGAGCGAAUGAGGUUGGGGAGGAUUCUAAAGCACUAAGUGGGCGGUUUUGCCAAGAGUUUCUCAAUGACAUGGCUGAUCUCCAGUGCCUUCUUCCUACCCACCAGCCACGUGUUACUGAUCAUAUGCAGCAAAUCAAGGACAUGAUAGCUCAGAUUAUCAGCAACGGUUGUGCUUAUGCGGUUGAUGGAGAUGUUUACUUCUCUGUUGAUAAUUUCCCAAAAUAUGGUCUUUUAUCGGGACGGAAGCUAGAAGACAAUAGAGCUGGGGAACGAGUUGCUGUUGAUGACAGAAAGCGAAAUCCUGCUGAUUUUGCCUUGUGGAAGGCGGCAAAGCCUGGUGAGCCGCUAUGGGACAGUCCAUGGGGUCCCGGAAGACCUGGAUGGCACAUAGAGUGCAGUGCCAUGAGUGCUCAUUACUUGACACAUACAUUUGAUAUUCAUGGUGGUGGGAUGGAUUUGAUUUUUCCUCAUCAUGAAAAUGAGAUUGCUCAGAGUUGUGCUGCUUGCUCAGAGAGUAAAGUUAAUUACUGGAUACAUAAUGGUUUUGUUACAGCAAAUGAUGAGAAAAUGUCUAAAUCCCUGGGUAACUUUUUCACCAUUCGUGAGGUUACAAAAUUAUACCACCCACUUGCAUUGAGGCAUUUCCUGCUGGGGACUCACUACCGUUCUCCUGUCAAUUAUUCAAUAUCACAGAUAGAAAUUUCUUCAGAAGCAGUUUUCUAUAUAUAUCAGACUUUGCAAGAUUGUGAAGAUGCAAUAUCCGCACUGAAAGAAGAAAGUGCAACAAACGCCAAAGUCCGUGUCAGCCCUGCCGCUCAAGAUUGCAUCAGUAAGCUGCAUAAUGAGUUUGAAGUGAAAUUAGCUGAUGAUUUGCACACACCGACAAUCCUGAAUGCUGCUCUUCAAGAAGCUCUGAGAUUUGUCAACAGUUCUGUGAACAUGCUUAAGAAGCAGCAGAAGCUGCAGCAGUUAUCCACUGUUAAGUCUCUUGUUGAUUUAGAGAAACAAGUUAGAGAAGUCCUGGAUGUUCUCGGAUUGCUUCCCAGUUUGAGUUAUGCGGAGGUUUUGCAACAACUGAAAGAUAAAGCUCUGAAAAGGGCGGGAUUGACUGAAGCUGAAAUUUUGCGUGCGAUUGAGGAUAGAAUGCAAGCCCGGAAAAACAAAGAGUUCUCAAGAAGUGAUCAGAUCAGGAGCGAUCUUGCUGCUAAGGGAAUUGCCUUAAUGGAUGUCGGAAAGGAAACUGUUUGGAGGCCUUGUGUUCCAGUGCAACAAGAGCAGCCAGGCACGCCAGCUCAACAGGAGAAACCUGGCGUUCCAGGUGAACAACAGAACCCUCCGCCUGCUGAAAAGCCUCAGUCCAUUGUACCAGCUGAUAAACAGCAGUCGAUAACUAGCUAACUUAACUUGUGAACUAGGUAAGUAAUAUCAACAGGUGACACAAUGUUAAAACUGUAACUUUGAGUUGCUUUUUAUGUUAUGACAAGAUCUUUGUGUCGGUGGGUCUUUACCGAGUUUUUCCCUUGCCCUGGAACCUUGAUGGAGGGCCAAGAAGCUCACUGAUUGUUACAAAAUUGAAGUUCUAUUAUUGUUACAGAGAAAAUAGUAUCACUAAAAUCUCCUAUGACA
Messenger RNA from Sesamum indicum (sesame), 2289 nucleotides. NCBI's taxonomy places the organism in Eukaryota, Viridiplantae, Streptophyta, Magnoliopsida, Lamiales, Pedaliaceae. The record is from RefSeq and is a predicted model, not a curated record.